Molecule: messenger RNA, 4998 nt
Organism: Hirsutella rhossiliensis
Lineage: Eukaryota; Fungi; Ascomycota; Sordariomycetes; Hypocreales; Ophiocordycipitaceae
Product: reverse transcriptase (RNA-dependent DNA polymerase) domain-containing protein
Exons: 17
Coding region: 1-4998 (1665 amino acids)
Molecular function (GO): nucleic acid binding
Source: RefSeq, a predicted model, not a curated record
AUGACCGACUCGGGAACCGGGUCUUCCAGCAAGCUGCUUCGAGAGAGUCUUUCCUUUGCGGAACCGUCACUCACUGAUCCUCACACCCCGCAAGGGGCCCUGAGCUCAAGUUCGGCCAUGUUGUCUGUCGAUUUUUCGACUCCACUUGCCGGAGCUGCUCGCAUGGAGAGGAUUAAGCAGAUGGCCCAUAACCACCUUGCUUUUGAAAAAUCACGCCAUACGCAAGAGAUUCUGGUCAGGGCGCAGCACGCCCUUCGUCGCAUGCCUGGCGUUUCGGGGCAAGAAGCCAACGAACUCGUGGCUCAGUUGCAGGAAGUAGGGCAAAUCAUCAACCAGGAGACGACCCAGCUUGUCGACGCCCUGAUGAAUGUGACUCUCGAUCAGGAGGAGACAGACAAGGCCAUUGCGAGAAUGAGCAUUGACGCAAACCUGGCGCAGGCUAGGACUGAUGACCAGGCUCAGACCAUCAGCGACCUCCGCGCAGAGGUCAAGGCCGAGAGGGAGAAGCGUGAGAGGGUCGAGGCCCAGGCCAAGCAGGCCUUGCAGAGGUUCGAGACCGUGGGCGAGGAGCUCAAAAGAGUGAAAGAAGACAUGGUCCGGGAGCGAGUAGAGACUACCUCGCCCGAUGACCUGGUCAAGAGCCUCGCGGAGAACUUGCGACAGAUGAACAAGCGUAUGCUCAGCACGGCUCCCGCUUGGGUCAACGAGCAGCGCGAGGCUCGGACUGCUGAGAGCAAUCAGGAGGAUAAGCAAGUUGUCCAGCAGAAGACGCUUCCUGAAGCUGCCAAGACGCCCGUCGAGGGUGGUGGCGGCGGCGAUUCCCUGGUGGCCCAUGCUGGCAGCAGAGAGGACAUGGGUCGCUCCUCGCUCGCCGAUGCGGCCUCGGGCCCGGUCCGCAUCUCCCCGGCCUUUCAGUCCAUGGCCCGGACUCCGACGGCUGCGCCUCCCAAGUUUGGGCCGCUCCAGGCCGGGCCGCCCCGAGCCCCAGCUGCCAUGUCUCACGAGCGCCGCUUCCAGGGAUCCUGGGCCGGCCAAGGCCGCCCCUGUUCGACGGGCGCCAACGGCGGCUUCAUGAGCAGCUCAGCCUUUAGCAACCCCCCGCGCAAGGGCGGGUUCCAGCCGCUCCCGCGCUACAGGCCCAACGGCAGCGGCGAGUAUCACCUCUACUCGGGCUUCGGGACGCCCCAGGAAUGCAGUCGGCCCGCCAGCUCGUUUGGUCACCGACGCGAAUACUACCCGUCGACGCCGACCUCGGCCGGGCGCAACAGAUAUGGCCGCUUUGCCGACACGCCUGUUCCUCCUCCACCCGGGGCCAUGGAGUUUGGCGGCCCUCCUCCGUCGUCGUCGUCGGCCAUGGUCAACCGCGGCAGCUUCACGGGUCCACCGAUCCAUCUGACGGAACGGGCCAUUGUGGCGUGGAACGCGCAGAUUAUGGACUUUUACAGCACCAUCCGCCACUUUGUCGCGCGGCACGCCAGCGAGCCUGAGCACGACAUGGCGCAAGUCAGCCACGGCAGCCUGUGGCCCGUCAUGCUGGCCAUGCACCACCCGCUGUCCGAGUCGGAUGCGGCGUCGUACCUCGGCUUUCACCUCCGCAGCGAGAACUCCAAGGCGUGUGUCGUGACGCGUGUCAUUGUCGACUACGCUGUCAACCGCGUGUGGGUGCCCGGUGCCUGGACCGGGUCGGACAGCAAGACGACAUAUGACUUGAUUGACUUGCAGCGUGACUUUGAGGCGACCCAAGGUCAACCCUCGGCGGCGCGGCAGCCGCUGCUCAACCAGCAGGCGUCCAUCAUUGGAUACAUCAUGAAGAACGAGCAGGGGACGGCAUGGCACAAGCACAAGAUCGACGACAUUGCGCGCAUGCUGCAGACGACGGUGCAGCCGCUGCUCAACAAGUUUGCCAGCCAGGCCGAGGCGUAUCGCGACCUCGAGCACGUGGCCGAGCUGGCGUGGGAGCUGUCGUCCAAGAUGCUCAGUAUCACUGAAGACAUUGAAGACACUGAAGACACCGAAGACACUGAAGACACCGAAGACACCGAAGACACUGAAGACACCAAACUGAGUCCCGUCGAACUAUUAGCGUUCAGCGAAGUCGCGAUGGCCGAAGAUAACAACAACAUGCAGCCGGACGUCCUCAGCGCCCUGGUUGCCGAGAUACGAAGUCUGAGAGAAGAGAGUUCCCGAAGAAACACCCAGUUUGAAGAACGUUUUAUUGCCCUGGAACUCCAACAACACCAGCAAGCCCGUUCGUCUGAACUCCUAGAGCCAACGCCAUCUGUCACCCCGGCUGUCCCCAUUGAGGACACUCGUGUGGUCGCCACUCACAACCCUCACCCAACCAAGCGCCCCAAAUUACGAGACAUACCGAAAUUCGGCGGCGACAAGGCCCAGUGGCGAAGCUGGAAACUAGAAACCGAAGGAAAGCUACGAGUCGACAAAGAAGCCCUUGGAGAUGCAGAAGGCCACUUUAUGUACAUCUUCAUGAGCCUAGAAGGCAAGGCUAAAGACAACGUGACCACAUUUGUGGAGAUGCAAACCGAGAAGAAAACGUUCAAUGUUGCUGAACUACUCAACCGCCUCGAAUUGCUCAGCUAUGUUGGGCUGGCGAGGAGGUGCGAUUCGCUGAGCAGCCAGAUGGAAUUGUUGGGUCAGUGGAAAAGGCCUCGAGGCAACACAAAGAGUUCGGACAACUAUGACAACCACCAGAAUCAUGGAGGCCAGGCUGCCCAGAAACAGCCUGGCCAGAAAACCGAAGUUAGACGAGAGGAUAUGAUGGAAUGGGAACCAACUCUACAAGCAUCCGCGAAAGUGAACGCUGCGCGCACCCGCAGUGAUAAGAACACAUAUGGUUACCAAUCCAAGCGACCAGAAGACCAAGCGCUGUUGGGCAAGCGUGCCAACGGAGACGGCAAGGAGGUCAAAAUCGACAAGAUCACGUAUGUGUCGAUCGACCUCGAUGGACAUCAGCAGCAUCGUGUUUUCAUGUACGUCAUCGACGAUCUGAACUGGGAUAUGAUCCUGGGUAAACGAUGGAUGGAAGACCAGGAUGUUCACAUCCAUGCGAAGGAAGGAUAUCUCGAGAUCGGGUCCAAUGGAGUUCAAUACCACAAGUGGUCUCGAGCUUUCUCAGCAACUGGCCGACCAGCUGCCCCUCAUCGGCCAGGUGUGGACCUGAAGAUCGAAGUGCUGAAAGACGACAUGUCCCGCGAGGAGCUAUUGGUACUACGGAAGACUCUCACAGAACUACUCGACAAGGGAUUUAUUAGAGUCAGCAGCUCGCCAGCCGCGGCACCAGUCCUUAUGAGGGACCGCUAUCCCUUGCCCUUACUGAGCGAGACCUUGCGAACGAUAGCCAAGGCAAGGUGGUUCACCAAGACAACUUUCAGAACGCGCUAUGGAUCCUUCGAAUGGCUGGUAGUUCCAUUCGGCCUGACAGGCGCACCAGCAGCCUUUCAGCGGUACAUUAACAGCGCGCUCCAGGAUUACCUAGACGAUUUUGUGUCAGCAUAUAUCGACGAUGUCCUGAUCUUCUCCUCUGGAAGCCUGCAAGACCACCGCGACAAGGUCGGCAAGGUCCUCCAACGACUGAUGGACGCCGGGCUGCAACUGGAUAUCAACAAGAGUGAAUUCGAAGUCAAGGCUGUGAAAUACCUUGGGUUUAUCAUCGAGGCGGAGUGUGGGAUCCGAGUCGACCCUGAGAAGGAUGUUUAUGCCAGAGUUCUCGGUGAUAGCGGAGCGCUAACGCGGCUAACGAAGAAGGACGUGCCAUUCCGUUGGGAUGAAUUGUGCGAAGAAGCCUUCGAGAAGCUCAAGGACUUGUUGAUCACGGCCCCGAUCCUGCACACUUCCAUCCAGAAAGGGAGACUAUCGUGGAAGCAGACGCUUCAGGAUUCGCCCGAAGCGAACUACGCUAUCCAUGACAAGGAGCUACUCGCCAUUCUCAGAUGUUUGGAGCAGUGGGAACCAGAGCUACGGGCAGUAGAGCACUUCAAGAUCCUAACGGACCACAAGAACCUGAGGUACUUCUACUCGGAAAGGAGGUUGACAGAGAGACAAGUGCGGUGGUCGGAGUUCCUGUCCAGGUUCCAAUUCGAGCUCGAAUGGAGGCCGGGCCGCAAGGGCGGAUUGCCUGACGCACUCUCUCGACGGGACCAGGAUAUGCCGGCCAACUACUCCGAUGAACGACUAAAGGGACGCAUUAUGAGGCUAUUCCAAAAUGAUCACCUUAGAAGGGUCCCAAUAUCGACAUUGUCUACCAACACCGAGGGUGCCCAGGAAAUCAACUUCGGAAAAGAGAUCAGGAUAUUUGAAGAUGAGGAGUUACAGCAGCUGUGGCACGCCGCACGAGAACGCGUCUGGAUACCCGGUUCGGAGCCGCUACGUACAAAGAUCAUCCAGGAAACUCACGACUCUCAUAUCACCGGACAUCCUGGAAGGGACCUCACGUACUCGACUCUGUCGAGACGCUUCUUCUGGCCGGGUGCCGCUAGCGAUGUACGUCGGGAUACAAAGAAAGGACUCCUAAAGCCGCUCCCUAUUCCGCAACGCAUAUGGAGCGAAAUUACCAUUGACUUUAUUACUGACCUCCCACCGUCGGGGAAAGAUGGCGCGACGAACUGCAUGGUGGUCACGGACCGACUCACCAAAGGCAUGCUAGGGAUCGAGCAGCGGUUGUCGACGGCGUACCAUCCACAAACCGACGGUGCAACAGAACGAAUGAACCAAGAGGUAGAGAGGAUUCUUCGGAUAUGGACGAAUUAUCUGCAGGAGAACUGCUCGCGGCUGACGUUUGACUUUCGCUUCCCCGAGAUUGGCGCGCGCUUCUCGUCGCAGUCGAUGCUGCCCAUCUGGCCUCGCAUGGACCCGGCUGACCUACAGGCCAAGCACUGGCGCGUGGCCUUUGUCACGACGCCGGCCAUUACCUGCCGCAACGACACGGGGGGCAACAUCUCGGCGCACUCGGUCUCGCUGGCCGACGUGCUUUGCAUGCAGUGA